ACAUACAUACAUACAUACAUACACACACACCUACCAACACAUACAUACACUCACACAUACCGACAGGUUGAGUUUGUUACGAACUGAUACGAAUGAUGUAUGACACUCCGUCCUCCAGGUCUCGUUUUAAAAACUAAAACUAUUACACCAACUAUUGUGAUUAACAACAGCAAAAUGACACGUUUUCUCGUGCUUCAAUCAACAAUGAACUAUUCAGCAGUUUAUACGUUGACACAUUCCAGUUUCGUAAUAUAAUAUUUACACUAUGAUAAGAUUCUUUUCUAAAAAUUUUGUUUAGAUCGUUCACUCCUGCAUAUGUUGGGUCUUUACACUGUGUUCGAUCUGACUUCAGAACAAGAAAGUCGAUGCAGUUUGUGGGUGUUGAUAAAUAAAAUAACCUGCAUUGUAUUUUAAAGUACUGUAGUGGUAGUAGUUAUAAUACUUUUAUUGUAGAGCUAAUAAACAGAGAUGCUGCUUAUCCGUAUCAGUGGAGAUUUACAUUUUGGUGAGAGCAGAUGCUUCAUCGUGAUCAGUAUACACAAAGAGUCAAUUUAAAAUGCUAUAAUUUUUUUCUUUAUCGUAUUAUCCGUUGGAAGAAUAACCAUAGAAGACAAAGUGUUCAGCUGAUAUGAAUAAAGCAGGCCAAAGUCGUAGAUUAGUGUAUAGUUAUAAUGAUCAUUCCGAAUAUCACAUUUCUGGCAUUUAAAAAUUUUCUUUUGCAUCGCCAGAAGAUAAUAAUAUUGAAUAUUCGAGGAAAGGAGGAUGUUUUGUUUCUAUCUGUCGUGGCAUCAGUAUAGCAGUGGUGAUUUUUAUAUUUAUUUUUUUCAUAUCUUUCACUAUAUUUUUAGUACCAAGUAUGCAUACGAGCAUAAACCAAAUAUAACGUUGGAAGAUUUUCUUAAUCAUCGUGCCUAUCUGAUAGACAAACGAUCGCGAAUCCCAAAGCAUGUUAUUCCGAAACAUUAUAGGCUUUUUAUUCAACCGAUUUUCAAUGAAACAAGUAAACCCUUCUCGUAUAAUGGAAUUGUUUGGAUUACAGUAACAUCAAAAAAGCAUAAUAAUAAAAGAAUAGAGCUUAACGUUAAAAAUUUGUACAUUAAAUUAGAUGAUGUAACCGUUUUAAAAAGUAUACGAUUAACAAACUUAGAUUUUGACGAGGAUCUAGAUUGGGAUCUAAGCGAAGAGGAUAUAUUACCGCGUAUCAGGAACAAACGAGACACGAUCUACAAUGACAAAAUUGAAAGAAUGAAUAAUUCAAUGGAUUUUUCAACCAUGUCUAGUGAUGGGAAUAACGGUGAUAAAAAUAUAAAUACUUUCACUAAUGAUGGUGCAGGAAGGAGCAAAUAUUUUCAUCCAAUUUUCCCCUCGGAUGACUUUGUCACAAUAAAGAUACUAGAUUUAGAAUUCGACGAAUCAAAUGAAAAAAUGAUUAUCUAUCUUGGGACCGAAAUGAAAAAAGAUAUUUAUUACAUAGUAAAAGUGAAUUUUACAGGCAAUAUGACUAACGAAAAAGGUUUAUAUUAUACUCAUUACAAAGAUGGAAAUGGGAUUCAUAAGUAUGUGCAUUGAUGUAAUCUGGCAUGAAUUUAGAAAUGUCGGAGCUAAUGGAAAGGGAUGAGUUUGUGGUUGAUACGUAUAAUACUACAGGAAUGAUUCGAGCAUCCGAGAUAGGUUUCAUUAUAACCGAUAUGUCACCAGAACGGUACGAACUAACACCAGAGAUUUACCUCAUUGCAUACACAAGGAAUAUAUAUCACAACUAUAUGAAAGGCAUAGUUUCUAAAUUCGCAGAAGUUAUAAACAUAUACGAAGGAUAUAUGGGCAUGAAAUUUCCCUAUCGAAUUAUUAAAUAUGUUACAAUUCCUAAUACAGACAACACCGUCAGUGAAAUAAAAGAAGGAAUGAUUUUGUCUAGCGAAAAAAGAUUAAUUAUUGAUUUAAAUUACUUUCCCACAACGGAUGGAAUAUUAUUACGAGUUGUUUCUAAUGAAUUGGCAAAACUAUGGAUUCAUACCCUUGCAGACUACAAGAACAAAGAGUUGUACUGGUUACACGAAUCAAUUCCAUUAUAUUUAGAGACAAUCGCCCUAAAAUAUAUAAACAAUACUACUUACUCCGUAGAUGAUUUUUUAUUAGAAGGCAAACUGCGAGCUAUGCAGGAAGAAAUAAAUACAAGAACCACUGCUUUAAAUGUUAUUACAACUCAUUGGCAAGAUGAGGCACAUUUUGAACUAAAUAGAUUUAAAGGUCUCAGUCUUUUGCGUAUGAUGGAUUAUACAUUGGGUGAAACAACUUUUGAUGCAUUUAUAAGAAAUUAUAUCAUUCAAAGAAUGAAUAAUGAAACUGUAGAUAUUAAAGGUAUUCUAAAUAUUAUCAAACGUCAUACGGAUGCAACGUUCAACAAUUUCCUACUCAGUUGGACUACAAUGGAGAAAUACCCAAUUAUUGAAAUAAAACGAAAUAAUAAUAGUGGUUUUAGUUUGCAUCAAAAAAUGAUUCCGUUCGAAGAGGAUAUAGGAGAACAAAUUUGGACAAUUCCAGUAACAUUCACCAACGACAUUAACCAACAGACAUUUUUUGAGAAGAUACUAUGGUUGAAGGAUUCAAGUGCUUCACUUACCACCGAAGCAAGUUGUGAAUUGAAUACAAACAGCACAUGGGUGAUAGUGAAUCCAAGUGGAAUCGGGUAUUAUAGAGUAAACUACGAACGAGUUCAUUGGGUGAAAUUGGCUAGAAUUCUAAAUGAUAAUUUCAAAUCAUUUCAUUACGGCACCUUAACCGUUAUAGUUGACGACGCUCUAAAUUUAGCUAGACUUGGUUUAUUAGACUAUUCUAUUGCAUUCAACGUAAUUUCUUUUCUCCGAAAAAAUAAUGAUCUCUAUCAACCUUGGAAGAGUGCAUUAGACAAUCUUAAAUUUUUAUAUAACGCCUUAGAAGAUCAUCCCAACUAGGGUCAUCUCGAGAAAUUCUUAGAAUACCUGAUAGUUGAAACGUAUAAAAAUAUUUCGAUAUCUCCUGAACAAUCCCGUAAUCCUAUGAUUACGUCUCUUUUGAUAGAGUGGGCGUGUCGAUUAGGGGUGUCAGCGUGCAUUGAAGAUCAAAGACGUAUCUUCAACGCUAUAUUUGUAGAGAAAAAAACAUCACCCUUUGAUGUUCCGGAAAAUAAGCUUUCUUUCUCAAUAUGUACUGUUAUCAGAUACAGUGGGAUUGAGGAGUGGCAGCUGACUAGGCAAACGUAUUUGACAUCUGAGGAUAUAAAUCUUCGAAUAAUUCUUGUCAGAGCUUUAGGUUGUACUCGCGAAAUCAGUUUGAUUAAAAAAAAUCUUGAAUUACUUGACAAUCAUCAAUUUAAAAUGUACAAGCAUCACAUUCUUUCCUCCUUAAGUCAAAAUAAAAUAGCCCUCAAGUACACAUUAGAAUAUUUAUUGGAUGAAUGGAUUAAUCUCCGUAGUUACCUUACACUGAAAGAUAUUUCCGUACUGAUAAAUAAAAUUUCAACAGAAAAUGAGUUUACAAUGUAUGAGCAAAUAUUUUUCAAGUACUCUUACACAUUUCAAACUAUUGAUAAAGAAAUUUUGAAACGUAUGCGAGAUAUGAUAAUGAAGUUACUUGUAUGGAAAAAAACAAAUCGCUCCAAAAGUAUAUUACAAACGAUUCAAAUUGUUUUAAAGUUUAUCAAAGUCCAUUACGAAUAAAAUGAUUUUUUACUAAUUUU
This is a messenger RNA of Malaya genurostris, 3715 nucleotides long. Its product is annotated as glutamyl aminopeptidase-like. The transcript has 7 exons. Gene Ontology annotation, biological process: proteolysis; peptide catabolic process. Gene Ontology annotation, cellular component: cytoplasm. The record is from RefSeq and is a predicted model, not a curated record. Bases 1581 to 2951 code for a protein of 456 amino acids. Gene Ontology annotation, molecular function: metalloaminopeptidase activity; peptide binding; zinc ion binding. NCBI's taxonomy places the organism in Eukaryota, Metazoa, Arthropoda, Insecta, Diptera, Culicidae.